UUUCAGGAGCAAUGGUUUAUGUGAACGCGAAUGUCGAUACAAAAGUCGAUAACCGCAAAGAUAAUUGCGACAAUACAAAUACCUAUUCACACACCGUGGACCGAAAAGACAAUUUCGACAAUACGACUACCAACACGAAAACCGUGAACCGAAAUGAUAAUUGUAACAACCAAGAGGAAGGUGAUGUGAAUAUGUAUCGCCGCAAUGAUAAUUGUAACAACCGAGAGGCAACAAACUCUAGAAGUGCUAAUUAUUCUAUUCAUAAUCAAGGAAUGAUAAACUGCUACAAUGGAAUCGCCAUUGACAAUCGGGCGUUCAAUUCGUCGGGCGCGAAUACCAUGGCCGGAACAGAAUUUUUGCGGGCUUUCCUUGACGCACCAAUGUCAGUCAUGCCAGGCAGUCGGAAGAACGCAAUCAUGGAUCGGCAAGAAGGAUCCACUCAGCCAGCUAUCAGAUAUAACAAUCGUUAACAUCUUGCAAGACCCUAAUUCUUAACAUCUGGAAAAAACUAUUUAAUUUUCUUUCUGAAUUUUUUUUAUUGUUCUGAACAAUAUAUCAAUUUGUUAAUAAGUGAGAGUUGUUUCCUACCCAGCAAUAAAUUUUUAUCGCAAUGACAUU
Molecule: messenger RNA, 618 nt
Organism: Caenorhabditis elegans
Lineage: Eukaryota; Metazoa; Nematoda; Chromadorea; Rhabditida; Rhabditidae
Gene: sdz-6
Product: SKN-1 Dependent Zygotic transcript
Exons: 3
Coding region: 12-470 (152 amino acids)
Source: RefSeq, marked reviewed